Messenger RNA from Sinocyclocheilus grahami, 512 nucleotides. RefSeq names its product 2,4-dienoyl-CoA reductase, mitochondrial-like. Lineage: Eukaryota; Metazoa; Chordata; Actinopteri; Cypriniformes; Cyprinidae. The annotation marks the transcript as partial. The transcript is spliced from 5 exons. Gene Ontology annotation, molecular function: 2,4-dienoyl-CoA reductase (NADPH) activity. The record is from RefSeq and is a predicted model, not a curated record. Gene Ontology annotation, biological process: fatty acid beta-oxidation. Gene Ontology annotation, cellular component: mitochondrion.
GUGCUGCAUUUCUGGCCAUCACCACAAUCUAUGCUGAGAGUGGCUCAGGAUUUGUUGUGCCAAGUGCUGCGGCUAAAGCUGGAGUGGAGAAGCUUUGCACGUCUCUGGCAGCAGAGUGGGGCAGAUACGGCAUGAGAUUCAACAUUAUUCAACCAGGACCAAUCAAAACCAAGGGUGCCUUUAGCAGACUGGAUCCCACUGGUAUGUUUGAGCAGCUGUUGUUAGAGAAUAUAGCCGUGGGUCGUCUGGGAACUCCUGGAGAGAUCGCCAACCUUGCCGCCUACCUCUGCAGCGAUUAUGCCAGCUGGGUAUCGGGCGCGAUCAUUCGAAUGGAUGGCGGUGAAUAUGUUUCCCUUGCUGGCGAGUUUAAUGGCAUGAAAGAGGUCACACAGGAGCAAUGGGCCAUAAUGGAAGCAAAAAUCAGAAACACAAAAGGAUCGUAAACCUCUGAAACUGCAGUAACUCAGCACUAAUGACAGUCCUGAUCUUAAUCUCCCAUUGUAGUACAGAGG